AGAGAAGUCCAAGACCUUCGGAACCAUCGUCUUUUCGGCCUCAGAUAUGAACGCCAAAGUUUGCUGUAUUGUCCUGGUGACUGUGUUGGCAUUGCUCAAUGCUGAUGCGACGGCCAUAAAAUGUUACCAGCACACUUGGACGAAGAAUAAAGCAAGCAUCCCAGAAAGCGAGGCUCCUGCAACCUGUGUUGCGGGGAGUAUUAUCGACUUUUCUCAGUGUUAUAAAGUGGUAGACGGUGACAGUAUAUCCCGAGGCUGCGACUUAGAGGACGGCUCAAUGUGUAAAACGGCCAAGGCGCUCGUAUCGCUCUUCGGAAAAUCGCUCACUUGCCACCAUUGCUCCGACUCGGACGGAUGUAACUCCGGUUUCAGGACCACGGCCUCGAAAAUAGUCUUCAUAAUCCCCGCAGCGGUUUUAGUGAUGAUCGUCAAGAAAUUUAUCUAGGCUGAGCUUGAACAACAAACAUUUGAGAAGGUUUGAUUUAAAGCGCUCACUGCAAACCGCAGAAUGCUUGCGGGCCUUUUUUCCUCGGGUUUUGCGAAUAUCCUUGAGUUGAGAAAAGAAAAUCGCGGAGUUUUUUCGGAUUUCAAUGACUGACAGAAAUUUCGUAUUCCGCCAAAAACAAAAUCUUGAAUAUUUAAUUUUUUCCAAAUACUUAAUGAAACAGAGGAAGAACAAACAUCCUGAAAAAGCCGCCCUCUCCGUUAAUAAUAAAUUUACCAGUAUUCCCAGUCUUAUUCGUGUUUUAAGUGUAAAUAUACAUGUGGAUGCCUGUCGAUCGCGCGCAUUCAAAACGAUGGUUAAAAAAAAUGUUUAAUGAUGGCACGGGCAGUGAAAUUGCUCUUGGCAAUUUUUUUUAAUAACGUACGUAAUUUUCAAGUCCAACAAGAUUAGAAUACAUUCUCACAUAAUGAGCUGAAUUUAAUAAACGAUUACCAGUCGGUAUCAUUGAUUACUA
Molecule: messenger RNA, 959 nt
Organism: Lineus longissimus
Lineage: Eukaryota; Metazoa; Nemertea; Pilidiophora; Heteronemertea; Lineidae
Exons: 3
Coding region: 47-445 (132 amino acids)
Source: RefSeq, a predicted model, not a curated record